Messenger RNA from Uloborus diversus, 5235 nucleotides. RefSeq names its product phospholipid-transporting ATPase ABCA3-like. Gene Ontology annotation, cellular component: intracellular membrane-bounded organelle; membrane. The record is from RefSeq and is a predicted model, not a curated record. Gene Ontology annotation, molecular function: lipid carrier activity; ATP hydrolysis activity; ABC-type transporter activity. Lineage: Eukaryota; Metazoa; Arthropoda; Arachnida; Araneae; Uloboridae. Gene Ontology annotation, biological process: lipid transport; transmembrane transport.
AUGGCGAGACUUCGCCAAAUACUGCUUCUUAUUUGGAAGAAUUUCAAGCUGCAGUUUCGACACCCUUGGGUCACUCUUUUAGAAUUGGGAGUGCCUGCCUUUUUUUCUCUGUGCCUAGUAUUAAUUCGUUCUGCAAUUUCCUCAGAAAAUGUUUUACAGCCUGUAGUAUAUCAACCAUUUGAUAUCAGCAGAUUACCAUCGCACUUAACUCCAGACUUCCCUACUGAAAAAUGGGUUGUGCCAUUUGUACCUAAUACAACAUUUUCAGAAAGUGUUAUGAAUAGUGUAGCUUACACUUUAGGUUUCACAAGUUUAGGUCUUGCUAAUGAAGAUGCUAUGAUGACAUUCUAUGAAAACAACGCAUCCUCUGUUCUAGCGGGCAUUAUUUUUGAGAGUGAAUUGAUGAAUGAUACUGUUCAUCCAAAAUAUAUUAAUUACACAAUUCGGCCAAAAGCAGCAGAGGGUGGAAAUUCUGCCUUUAAGAACACCUUGAGUAACUGGUACACUGAAUAUACAUUUCCGCUGUUUCCAGCUUUGGGCCCUCGAAACAGAAACUCCUCUUGGGGUGGUAGUCCUGGUUACAUGUCUCAAGGAUUUCUUACCUUACAACAUGCAAUAGCAAUGAGCAUUAUACAGAAUCUAGGACAUAAUGUUAGCGUCAAUCUGAAUGAAGAUAUUGAUGUAUCUAUGCGUAGAUAUCCUUAUCCACCUUAUCUCAAUGAUCAGUUCAUCUUAGCUUUGGAAUUUUUCUUCCCUAUGAUCAUAUGCUUUAGUUUUAUUUAUCCUGCUGUAAAUAUAGUCAAAAAUUUGGUCAUUGAGAAAGAAAGACGAAUGAAGGAAGCCAUGAAAAUGAUGGGCUUGAGCAGAUGGCUGCACUGGUUAGCUUGGUACUUCAAAUACUUUGUGCUCUUAUGCCUCUCUUGCUCUAUUAUGACAGUACUACUUUGUGUCAAAUUUCAAAAUAAAUUAGGUGUUAUAAAUGCUACUGAUCCUACUGUGAUAUUGAUGUGGUUGAUUUUGUAUUCCACGAGCAUCAUUUCUUUCUGCUUUCUUCUCAGUACUUUAUUUUCUAAAGCUAAUUCAUCUGCAGCAGGAGCUGGAGUAAUAUUUUUCUUGACAUUUGUGCCUUACUUCUUUAUCUUGCCUCGUUACAAUCAGCUUUCUCAUAAUGAAAAAUUGGCAUCCUGUUUACUUCCCAACAUAGCAAUAGCCUUGGGCUCAAUUGUUCUUACUGUAUCUGAAGCAUCAGGUAAUGGUUUGCAAUGGAGCAACUUAGACACUCCCCCCACUCCUGAUGAUACACUUAGCUUAUCGAUAAUUUUUACCAUGUAUAUUGUGGAUGGCAUCAUCUGUUUGAUCUUAACAUGGUAUGUUGAAGCUGUUUUCCCAGGAGAGUAUGGAGUACCUGAAGUAUGGUAUUUCCCAUUUACACGAUCAUAUUGGUGUGGCCCUCAGACAGAUUUUUCUGAUAUGAUUCAAUUUUUUGAUUCGACUGAAAAGAAGUCCGUUUUUGAGCAAGACCCUGAACUAAUGGCUGGCAUACAAAUUCAAGGAUUAACUAAAGUGUUUGGAAAAGGAAACACUCCUGCAGUAAAUAAUGUCAACCUCAAUAUGUACAGAAGUCAUAUAAGUGUUUUACUGGGGCAUAAUGGAGCUGGGAAAACUACAACUAUAUCCAUGCUUACUGGCUUGAUAACUCCUACUUCUGGAACUGCAACAGUUAAUGGCUUUGAUAUUCGUGACGAGAUGAGUAGCGUUCAUUCUAGUCUAGGCAUUUGUCCUCAGCAUGACAUUUUGUUUGAUGAACUGACUGUUGAAGAACAUCUUUAUUUCUUUUGCAAGUUGAAGGGUUACAUAUCUGAUCUAGUUCCUUCGGAAGUUGAUCGCAUCAUCAAUGCACUUAGUCUUGAAGAUAAACGGAACAUGCAAUCCUCAACACUUUCUGGUGGUUGGAAAAGGAAACUUUCUGUUGGAAUCGCUCUUGUUGGUGGAUCAAGGGUUGUCAUACUUGACGAGCCAACAUCAGGAAUGGACCCUUUCAAUCGAAGGUCUUUGUGGGAUGUUUUGCAAAAUGAGAAAGAAGAUCGCACCAUUCUUUUGACCACCCAUUUCAUGGAAGAAGCAGAUGUUCUUGGUGAUCGUAUUGCUAUAAUGGCUAAUGGAGAAAUCCAAUGCUCUGGCUCUCCUUUGUUCCUGAAGAAAAAAUAUGGUGCUGGUUAUCAUUUAGUUAUGGUUAAAGAAUCAUCUUGUGAUGUUUCUCAAAUAUCUGAAAUAGUUCUCUCGCAUAUUCCGAAUGCGGAAAUGUCGAGCAACAUCGGUAGCGAGUUAAAAUACAUCUUACCUCAUGAAAGCAGCAAUUUGUUUCAUGGCUUAUUUUCUGAAAUUGAGAAAAGAAGAGAAGAGCUGAAAGUAUCAGGAUAUGGAGCUUCCAUUACCACAAUGGAGGAAGUAUUCAUCAAGGUCGGAAAUGAAGCUGAAUGUGCUCGCUCUGGUUCAACAUUGGACAUCAAUAAAGGAUCAUUUCAGAAUGAAUCUUUUUCCCCUUCUGACAGUGGUGUUUUUAAUUCUGAAUACAAUGAUAAUAUUUCUGGUAAUUGGGUACAAUUAGCUUCUCUAGGUACAACUAUAGACCUUGCAAGUACAGAUGGAACUUCUGAAGAAAGAAAUAUUGGAUUCCACUUGUUUGUUACUCAAUUGUACGCUCUUCUUGAAAAAAGAAUUUUGCAUUCUUACAGAAAUAUUCUGCUGACUUUAUCACAGCUUAUUUUACCACCGUUUUUCCUCAUCCUGACUCUUAUUAUGUUGAAAACACUGCCAAAACCCCAAGAUUCACCCCUUCUUCUACUGAGCACUGAAUCUUUCCACGGUACCACAGCUCCCUAUGUCGUAGACCAGAAAGUCAAUGAAACCAUUCAGCUCGGAAAAAUUUAUGCAACUUUGUUCAAUUCUUUGGAUAACCCAGUUAAAUUAGAUGCUGAGAAAGUUAAUAUUACUGAAUAUCUUAUAAAUGAAGCAAUAAGAGAUAUUGGGAAGUAUAACAUGCAUAAUAUGGUUGGAGCUAUGUUUGAAAAUAAAAAAGGCACUCGGAAAAUCACUUCAUUAUUCAACAAUCAAGCUUACCAUUCUGCUGCAAUAUCUUUAUUGCAAGUGGACAAUGUUAUCUUGAAAUAUUUAACCAAAGAUAAUUUUACAUUUUCUGUAAGCAAUCACCCUUUGCCUCGAACACUGGCAGAAAAGGGAAAGCAGCAGCAAACUCAAACAACUGAAUCUUAUCAAAUUGCUCAAGACAUUAUGUUUGGAAUGUCCUUUUUAAUUGCUAGUUUUGCAGUGUUCAUCAUUAAAGAGCGAUCGUCAAAUUCCAAGCACUUGCAAAGAGUCAGUGGAGUUAAUUUGUUUUCAUAUUGGCUUGCAUCCUUCAUUUGGGAUUUCUUGAAUUACCUAAUACCUUGCUGCAUUCUACUUUUUAUCUUCUUUUGCUUUUCUACUGAAGGAUUAAGUUCCCCAACUGAAUUAGGUCGUUUAUUUUUGUUGUUCUUCAUACAUGGUUUUUCAGCAUUGCCCUUUGUGUACUGUUGCACAUUUCUAUUUCUUUCUCCCUCUACUGCUUAUGUUCGACUUAGUCUUUUUAACAUUUUGACUGGAAUUGCCUGUUUGCUGACGGUAACUAUCUUGGAAAUUCCUGAUCUUGGGGUUACGUAUGUUGCACAACCUCUGGAUUAUAUAUUCUCAAUAUUAAUACCAAACUUCAGUUUAGGACGAGCUGUAAGCAAUCUGUAUCAAAAUCGCCAAUUUAACAAGUUUUGCAACAAGAAUUAUAUCAAAGCAUUUUGUAAAAUGGAUCCAAUAUUGGAUAUAAUAAAGCCAUGUUGUAAAGGUAAAUGUGGUGAUGAAUGCAUCCCUUGGCAAGAAAAUUAUUUAGCGUUUGAGGCUGCUGGUAUUGGAAAGCAGUUAGUAUUUUUUUCAAUACAAGCAAUCAUUUUCACAAUUUUACUUAUACUUUGUGAGUGGAACUUCCUGCGAUACCUCAGGUACAAACUUAAGGGUAAAAAGAUAAUGCCUAGUGUCAACACUAUUGUAGAAGGUGUUGAUUCAAGCAAUGACUUCAUAGAAGAUGAUGAUGUUAAGACUGAAAGGGUAAAAAUUGUAUCAAGUUCCAUGGAAGAAUUAUUUUUCAAUCACCAUUUAGUCCUCAGUCAGCUCACUAAAUGUUAUGGCAGCUUGAAGGCAGUUGAUAAAGUAACAUUUGGUGUUCAAAAAGGUGAAUGCUUUGGUUUGCUAGGAUUGAAUGGAGCUGGAAAAACCACUACUUUUAAGAUGAUCACUGGUGAUGAAUCAAUUUCUUCUGGCGAAGUUUAUUUGGAUGGAUUCAGCAUUAAAAAGUCUAUGAGAAAGGUUCAGAGACGAAUUGGCUAUUGCCCACAAUUUGAUGCUCUUAUUGAUCAGCUAACAGGAGCUGAAACUUUGACCCUUUUUGCACGUUUAAGAGGAAUCCCAGAGAACCUCAUUCCUGAUCAAGUAUCUUCUCUGGGUGAAUUACUUGGCUUUCAAAUACACAUGAGAAAACAAGUGAAGGAUUACAGUGGUGGAAACAAACGAAAGCUGAGCACUGCUAUUGCACUGAUAGGUAAUCCUCCAGUAAUAUUUCUUGAUGAGCCUACAACAGGAAUGGACCCUGUAGCUCGCAGACAUAUGUGGAAAGCUCUUUUGCAAGUUCUGAAAUCAGGACGUUCCAUUGUUUUAACAUCUCACAGCAUGGAAGAGUGUGAAGCUUUAUGCAGUCGUUUGGUAAUUAUGGUGAAUGGAAAAUUGUGCUGCUUGGGCAGCCCUCAGCACCUUAAAAAUAAAUUUGCUCAAGGAUUUUCAUUAAUAAUAAAAAUUGGUCGUAGACCUACUGUCAAAUAUCUCCAGAGCCCACUGCAUACUCCUCCUGAAAUGGCAUGUCAUUCUUCAUACAACUGGUCAGCUUCAACCAAAAAUCUUGCUCAAGACAUUGAUGAAGCGAAAUCUUUUGUGGAAAGAACAUUUUUGAGUGCUGUUUUGAAAAAUGCUCAUGAAAACCUUCUUCAUUAUCACAUUCCUAGCCCUCGAUUAAAUUGGUCCGAGAUUUUCAAAGCCAUGGAGGAAGCCAAAAGUUCCCUAAAUAUUGAAGAUUAUUCAGUAGGUGAGACAACUUUAGAGCAAGUAUUCUUGAACUUUGCAAUGGUCCAAAGAGAUUCUGAAGUUGUAGCACAUUGA